Molecule: messenger RNA, 1624 nt
Organism: Orbicella faveolata
Lineage: Eukaryota; Metazoa; Cnidaria; Anthozoa; Scleractinia; Merulinidae
Product: flavin reductase (NADPH)-like
Molecular function (GO): riboflavin reductase (NADPH) activity; biliverdin reductase [NAD(P)H] activity
Source: RefSeq, a predicted model, not a curated record
GUGAUCCAGUCCGAUCCGUGAUCCGGUCCGAUCCUGAUUUUGUCAACACCGCAUUAUUUCGGUUGUUUUCCUAGGGCUCAAUUAAUUUCAACUUACAAACAGUUAAAUUGGUGUGUCUUUACUCGAGCUGGAAUUUUUCUGUAUUCCUUACAACAGCUGCGACGGAAUGACCUUUUGCCAAAGCCUUUUGAACCAGGGGAAGUCCAGUCCGUCCUGUGGCGCUUAAUACUGCGAGCUUAGGAAACAGUAACUCUGCAGUCGCCAUGUUUGAUUUAGACAACAUACAUGGGUUGUUCUUACAUGAAGUAUACAUCCCUCAUAACACCGGGUCAUUUAUAGCCAUGGCGGUUGAAUUGCUAUUUCCUAAGUUGGCAGUUUUUGGCGCAUCAGGACCAAUGGGUCGUCUUGUGGUACAACAGGCUUUGGCCAAGGGUCAUGUGGUUUGCGCUAUCGUUAGAAGUCCCGAGAAAUUCGACUUGAAGCAUGAAAAGCUUGAAGUCAUUAAAGGGGAUGUAUUCAAUGCAGAAUCACUGGUUCCUAUCCUGGAAGGUAAAGAUGCCGUGUUAUCUUGUCUUGGAGCGCAUGGCACAAGCGUCUUCAAGCACACUACACUGUACUCUGAGUCAAUGAAAGCAAUAUCAUCAGCUAUGAAAAAGACAAACCUAAACAGAUUAGUAUGUGUAACAUCAUGGAGUACUCAGAAGGAACCUGGAUGUCCGAAACUUAUCGAAUGGUUUUUGAAGCCAUUGUUGAUGGCCGGGUUCAUUCACAAUAUGGCACUGAUGGAAAACUUAUUGAUGGAGUCUAACCUCUGCUACACUGUCGUGCGGCCUCCGAUAUUGAGCAACGAUCCAGCCAAGAGCGACUAUAAAGUGAUAGAAGGGCAGUUUGUACCUGGCGCUCCAAUGUUCAUACCAAGAGCUGAUGUCGCAGACUUCAUUUUAUCAUCACUAGACACUCAUGAAUGGGAUAGAAAGUGUGUGGCCAUCGGCAGGAAGUCUUGACACGGGAUUUGACUGAUGAGACGCGUUGCUAAGUGAUUAUUUAACACUUUCAUAAGGAAAACUCAGUGUGAGUCCCAUACAAAGGUGAAACGCAGGAUUAAAAGAUAGAAAGCAAAAUUAUAUUUGUGAAAGAGUACACUGCUUGAACAUUUUCUCGUGAAAUUGUCAGAUAUACGGCCGAAAAUGAAAGUUUGCAUGCCUUGAAAGAAUUGGGUUCCCACGCGUUGCCACUUUGAGAGAACAAAAAGCUGUUGUCGCAUGUGAUGUCAUAAUGUCGACGCUAGGGAAAUUCAUAAGCCCCGAAUUUUGUUUGUCAGUGCCUUUGUUUUCAGUUUCGGCUACAUGUAUAUGUCUGCUUGUAUGUAUCAUAGAUUACUGUAAGCUAAAACAUAGUGUUACAUUACAUUUGUGUCGCUGAAGGACGAGACCAUUGUAAACCAGACUUGGGCGAUGGUCUUUGAAUGACAUGGCACAAAGGAAAUAUUGUAUAUUAGAAAGCUACAAUCAAAAUGAAACACAGCUGAAACAAAUGCUCUUUCGUAGAAUGCACGCUCGUAUACUUGAGUUUGUAUUCAAUAUGAGCAAGAGUGAUGUUUCAAUAAAUUGAGUAUAUCUACGGA